AUGUAAAUGCUAUGUACACAAUUGUUAUACAGUAAUGACAAGAAAAAAAUGUCUGUACACGUUCAGUAUAGACACAACCAUACUUUUUUUUUUCCGAAUAUUUUUGAUCCACGGUUGAAUCUGAGGAUGUGGAACCCAUGAAUGUACCAGGGCCAACUGGAUAUGGGUUUCCAAUUCAGAUUCGUGGAGGAAGGCUACCAAACGUAAUGCAACAUUUCAAAUAUAUCUUAGUUUUUCUGGGGCAAAGCCAUCCUAAAAAAUCUCAAGAAUGUUUGAAAAAUUCUAGCUGGAGUCAACGUUGUUCUUCUAGUGACUCAAAUAAAGCAGUCAUUGUGUCUGGGGAGUCCUAGUGGGGUGUGGCAGGGGUGGCGUUGGGCGUGGUAGCUAUUUGCAGUAUGUUUUGUAUCACAUUGAGGGGAUGGGCAUGCAUUUUAGGCAAUAAUUCUUACUCUUAUUGAUAGGUGAACUUGUAUUUUUGAUUCAUCUACCUUAUGAUGGAUAACCGGUUUACAGCUGUUCAUCAGGUUUACUUAUGUGUCAUUUUAUCAGCUGACUUCGAAUAUGUCUUCAGAUUUCCCCUGCCUUUACAUGUUGAAACAAUUUUGAUACAGCUUUUUCAUUAGAGAAUGACAGCUUUUCCAGGCGCGGGUGUCUGUCUGACUCCUCAUCUCUCAUUUUACCCAAUACUUGCUUAAAACAUCCUCCUUGAGUCCUGUACUUUUUUUGCCUCUUCUCCUUCCUUCCUCCUCACCUCUUUUUCCCCCUUCUGCAACUUUGCAUCUCUGUCCUUAGAGUCCCUGAAUCUUUUUUGUGGUUGAAAGAUUAUACCCAAAGGACACAGACUGCUGAAGUCACCUCUGCCCACUGUCUAGUACUAUUGAGACCAAGAAGAAGGAGGGAAAACUGAAAUGGAAGGUUUGAAAAAGAGGAUGUUAGUAAAGAAAAUAAGAACAAGUGCUAACGAAAUGCAGCAAAACAUAAAGGACUCCAAACUUCUGGCAGUGAAGCAAAUUCUCUUCCAUCUUGGGUUGCUUCUCUGGACCCUGCCUACCUGCUCCCUUGCCCUCCCCUCCUGAUGAGAAGUGCAGGAAAUCCUGUGCCCACGCCAGGGAGAAGGAGCAGGUGAAGAGCACAGGGGUGGGGCUGGGGCUGGCCAGCUACUCUAAGCUGCUAUGGGGUCUGGAACUUGUAGACGUGACAUGGUUAACUCGGUAUCUUGGAGCCUCAGUAUCUUCUGCAAAAUGGGGAGAUCCUUUCUCCCACAAAGGUGGUUGUAAGGCUUAAAGAGCUACCGUAUUUGUAAAGCAUUUGCAGCAGGGCCUGGUGUAUGGUAAACAUACCCAUGGUAGCAACUGUUGCUAGAUUGGGUAACAAAAAGUUCGUUUCUUAAGUAGGCAAGAAAAGAACAGACAAGAAUUGUAUUUAAAAGAGCAAGCACCCCUGUCAACCCAAACAACUGUGUUGCAAGAAUGAACACAGAGGUUCAAGCUUAGAAAAGCAAAUGUUUGACCUCUCUGAGACCUCCUUUAUAUGACAGCUUUUUUAUUGUUUCAAAUUUUGCAUAAUCAAACUGGUUACUGGGAAUUAUUAUUGGUUUAAUAUAACUUCUCUAAAAGAAUAUAAUCCCAUGCCACGACUUUGGGUCUGUCUUUACCCAUUUGUUCAUUUGAUAUUUCCCUGUCUUUAUUUCCCCCAUAACCAGCAAACAGAAAUGUACACCCAUGUUUACCUUACAUUAUAAAGAAAGAUGUAACUUAGUUUAUGUAGGUGGAGAUCGUGAACCUGGAUUCACAUUGUAGGUUUUAUUACCCACUUCUCACUUCUGUCCCAAAGCCAUGAUUGCUAAAGUGGAAUGUAAAGUCUCUGGACUAACACUGAAUCAAGAACUAACUAACUCUAUAAAUGUAUUCUCUGCAGAAGGAUAAGAACUCCAAAUGGCUUCUAACUUCUGCCCAUGGCUUGAAAUAAAGUUUCAUAUAGCUAAAGUCCCAGGCCACAGAAACACUUGAAGAUAGCCAUUAGGUAGAUUUUUCUUUUUUACAGGUCUUAUAUUGGAAAUAUAACAGUUAUAAAUAUAUCUAAUGUUUCAUCUUAAAAUGUGAGUUAUAAAUUCAAAUUUCACAUUGUCCCCUUCCUUCUUGAGCAAACAGAAUAGGCAAUUAGUACCAAAUAGUAACGAGUUACAUUUCUUAACACCAAUUAUUUAUUGUAACUAAUUUAUUAAGGAAAAAAAUCUAUGAAGAUGAAAUUAUAGCUUUUCCAGUAAAUCUGGGGCUUAUUCUUCCUGAUCUGAAGAUUGGUCUUAGCUAUACUUAACAGGACACAGAUGAUGAGAAGGAGCCAGGAAGAGAACUUGGAAUGUAGCGCAAAAUGCAGCGUGAAGAUGGUACAGGAAACUUUCUCUUUCUUUCCUUUAGAUAUGUCUGGGCAGGAGCUGAAAACCCUCUCACAUGGGACUUUAUUAAGUAAUAAAAGUUUAAAUGUAAAAGGUAGAAAAGAAUGAGGAUAUAAAGGAAUUUCUUUUUUAAAUUGUGACUCACUGGAGGAGUCUUAUAUAGUCCUGCUUUAUAAGCAUGUCACUUUUAAAGGGAUCAUUAUAUUUUCAUGACUCACAGAGAUACUCCAAAUAUUAAAUUGAUUGUUAAAAUGAAGAAAAUCAUCAAUUCAGUCUUAUUUUCUAUAUAGGUUUCACUACAAUAUUUUAUUUCCCCAGCAAGGAAAAAACCAGAGCUAGAAUGGAAUGAUUAAAUUUCUUAGUUUUCUUCCAAUUGGUUAGUCUUUCCAUGAAAUUAUACUGCCUUCUUACAUAGAAUUUCUGGGUUCUUGUUUUGGCAGCAGUUGAAGGAAGAGGAUGGUUUUAUGGUAGGGGUUGGAUUCCAUUCUAGAUUGGGGGUUUCGGCUGUGUGGAACAUAAUCCAUUUAUGGUUCAUACAGCCAUUUUAGGUUUCAUGUCUAUAUAUACAUAUAUGUACACACACAUAUACAUUCUGUACAUAAAGUAUCAUUGUUUUAUGAUACUUCGUUGUAUACAGUAAGGGCUAGUAUUGUUUUCUGGUACUUUAACUUGGUAUAUAUACAUAUACUAAGAAUGCAGACAUGUCCAUGGAAGUCAGCAGUAUUCAGCCCACAGUAGGCCCCAGUCAGCAGGACAGGGUUAGGGGAGUCAGGUGAGGCAGUGCUGUGCAAGCGCAGGGCUGGAUCCUGUCUUGGUUUACAGGUUGGACAUUUUGUUUAUUGUAGAUUUUUUGCCUUAACUUUAAUUUUUAAAAAUUUUUUAUUAAAUCAAAGUAUUAUGCUGAGUUUUUGGUACCCCCUUAAAUUUUGCUCCUAAAGUAAAUGGCUCCCUUGUCUCCCCCUAGUCUGGGUCCUGAUCAGUAUGUUGUACAGGGGAUGGUGACCGUUGGUGUACUGGGGGCCUGGGAGGCGGAGUGGCUGGUGUGUCUGAUGUCUUCUCCUUUCUCUACGAAGCAGGUAGGAGGUGAAGCCUUAAGAGUGAGGGGACUGACCCUGGGAGGGGAAGUUAGCAUGGCCGCCGAAGAGACUGGGAAAGGGAGAAGGUCUGGGACAAGUAUGAGAAUAGUCAUGCAGCACUGAAAACUCUGCCCAAAGCUAGAGAGCGCCAUUUGUGGUGACGCUGCCUGCCUGGUGGCAUGGAAUGCUCACAUGGAAUUGCCGCCUGAGGCCGCUCACCAUGCUUCCUGAAGGAUGCCCAUGUGGAAGAAUUUCGAUGUGCCAGUGUCCUCGUUCUACAGGGUGUUCCAUUCCUUUGCAAUCUCAGAAAAAUGGGAUUAAAACAAACUAUUUUGUAAAAUAAGAAGACUGUUUUCCAUUUUUAACGGCCAGCAUGUAUUAAGAUGGACAUCUACUCCACGCAAUACGAAGCUCUACGGUGGCGAAGAAGCAGGUGCCUGUUUAAAACUGAUCCUAAAUAAAAACACCGGAGUGGAUAUGAGAAUGUUGAUUGGUGGCAGAAGAGUCAAAAAAUGGCAGUUUAUUAUUCGGUUAUUUGCCGCUUGUUUUAUACUGAGCCUCAUGUUUUUUUGGGAACCGAUCGAUAAUCACAUUGUGAGCCAUAUGAAGUCAUAUUCUUACAGAUACCUCAUAAAUAGCUAUGACUUUGUGAAUGAUACCCUGUCUCUUAAGCACAUCUCAGCUGGACCUCGCUACCAAUACUUGAUUAACCACAAGGAAAAGUGUCAAGCUCAAGAUGUCCUCCUUUUACUGUUUGUAAAAACUGCUCCUGAAAACUAUGAUCGACGUUCCGCAAUUAGAAAGACGUGGGGCAACGAGAAUUAUGCUCGGUCUCAGCUGAAAGCCAACAUCAAAACUCUGUUUGCCUUAGGAACUCCUAAUCCACUGGAGGGAAAAGAACUGCAGAGAAAACUGGUUUUGGAAGAUCAAAAGUACAAUGAUAUAAUUCAGCAAGACUUUGUUGAUUCUUUCCACAAUCUUACUCUGAAAUUACUUCUGCAGUUCAGUUGGGCAAACACGUAUUGUCCACAUGCCAAAUUUCUUAUGACUGCUGAUGAUGACAUAUUUAUUCACAUGCCAAAUCUGAUUGAAUACCUUCAAAGUUUAGAACAGAUUGGUGUUCAGGACUUUUGGAUUGGUCGUGUUCAUCGUGGUGCUCCUCCCAUUAGGGAUAAAAACAGCAAAUAUUACGUGUCCUAUGAAAUGUACCAGUGGCCAGCCUACCCUGACUAUACAGCUGGAGCUGCCUAUGUCAUCUCUGGUGACGUAGCUGCCAAAGUCUAUGAGGCAUCACAGACACUUAAUUCUAGUCUUUACAUAGACGAUGUGUUCAUGGGCCUGUGUGCCAAUAAAAUGGGAAUAGUACCACAGUACCAUGUAUUUUUUUCUGGAGAGGGUAAAACUCCUUAUCAUCCCUGCAUCUAUGAUAAAAUGAUGACAUCUCACGGACAUUUACAAGAUCUCCAGGACCUUUGGACGAAUGCUAUAGACCCAAAAGUCAAAACCAUUUCAAAAGGUUUUUUGGGUCAAAUAUACUGCAGGUUAAUUAAGAUAGUUCUCCUUUGUAAAAUUAGCUAUGUGGACACAUAUCCUUGCAGGGCCGCAUUUGUCUAAUAACAGUACUUGAAUGUUGUAUGUUUUCACUGUCACUGAGUCAAACCUGGUUGAAAAAAUCCUUUAAAUGUUUGUCUGUACCCCAAGUAAAAUGAACAUGAAAGACAAAGAAAUAUUUUGAUAGCCUAGGCCAUCAGAAUGUCUCUUUGAUUCUAGAAGCUGUUUAAUAUAACUUAUCUACUUCAUUGCCUAAAUUCAUUUUAAGGAAUUUGUAUUUAGAAAAGGUUUAUAUUCUUAAUGAAAACGAAACAAAAGGGAAGCUCACGUUCUCAUUUCAUGUCACAAAUAUACUUGAGGUGUAGAGAUGUUCUUAAGAAGUCUUGGUGUUAGAAUAAUUGCUUUUGUAAAAUACCAAAUGAAUGUAUAGUACAGCAUUUCCAGGAAAUGAAUAUAUUGUUAGACCAGGUAAACCAGUUUAUUUUUGUUAAAGAGCACUUGGUGGAGGUGAUAGGGACAGGGAAAGGUCAGCAUAGGAGAGAAAAUACAUAAAUCUGGUAAAAGAAAGUCUCUUGUUAAAAGGAGAUGUAGGAAAAUGUGUACAAUUUUAUUAUACACAGACAAAUCCCUUAUUAUCACAUCCAUAUAGCUAUUUUACCUAGACGCUGUUAGAGUCAUUAAAAUAUAUUUGUAUCUUUUAUCAAAGUUUAAUGCAAAUUUUGAGAAAAGUCAUUAACACUGCCCUAGCUAAUACUUUAUAUAUGUUUUUAAUGGAUUUUUAAAAAUAUUAGAAAAUGACUCAUAAAAUGGGCAGCUAGUUGCUCACAGGGGCCUUCUCUAGGGAGAAACC
This is a messenger RNA of Sapajus apella (tufted capuchin), 5872 nucleotides long. RefSeq names its product UDP-GlcNAc:betaGal beta-1,3-N-acetylglucosaminyltransferase 5 (gene B3GNT5). Gene Ontology annotation, cellular component: membrane. Bases 3949 to 5085 code for a protein of 378 amino acids. NCBI's taxonomy places the organism in Eukaryota, Metazoa, Chordata, Mammalia, Primates, Cebidae. The transcript has 2 exons. Gene Ontology annotation, biological process: brain development. The record is from RefSeq and is a predicted model, not a curated record.